GUUGGUAUUAUGCUGGUUACGUUAUGGUCGAAGGAAAGAAUGUGUGCUGUUAUUAUAAUGAAAGUGCUCUUGUGAUGUGGUUUUAGCAUGGAUGAAUUGGAUGACAGAUUUUAUUAUGUUUAUAGCUCUUCUCUGGAGACAAGAAUACAGAUUAAGAUAGGAACACUAGAAGGCAAGAGGCAGAAACCAGAAUAUGACAAGCUUCUUUCAAAUCCAAUGCUUAAAUUUUCUGGACUGUACCAGGAUGGCUUUGCAGAUUUGGUGGUGGUUUGCCAAGUAUUUUCUGAUGGCCGGCCAUUGGCUCUUCCAGUUUCCACUUCUUAUAAGGCUUUUACCACAAGAUGGAACUGGAAUGAGUGGGUGACAUUGCCUGUGAUGUUCAGUGACCUUCCUCGCAAUGCUCAGUUAGCACUGACUGUUUAUGAUACAGUGGGUCCUUCUAAAAUCCAGCCUGUUGGAGGAACCACCAUUUCCCUAUUUGGCAAGCAUGGUGUGUUUAGACAGGGAAUGUUGGAUCUGCGAGUGUGGCCCAGUCAAGAAGCUGAUGGUAAUUUUCCAAGUUCCACUCCUGGAAAAGCUAGGGAUCAUGGCAAGGAACAGAUGCAGAGGCUUGCUAAGUUAACAAAAAAGCAUCGUAAUGGUCACAUAGCCAAAGUGGAUUGGUUGGACCGUUUGACAUUCCGUGAGAUUGAGUUAAUCAACGAAAGAGAGAAACGAAACUCAGACUAUCUGUAUCUCAUGAUAGAGUUUCCAUUGGUUGAGUUGGAAGGGGUACCGCAUUCAGUAGUGUUCUAUGAACAGGAUGGUGAUGAAGUGUACCAGUUUCGAGCCCAGGCCGAUCUUGUCAGAGUUCCUGAUCAUGAAAUAUUACAGGAGAACCUUGUGGAGAGUAAGCAUCACAAGCUUGCAAGAAGUCUUCGAAGUGGUGUCUCUGACAAAGAUGCCAAGCCUAAUGCCAGUGUUCGUGACCUUCUCAAUACCAUUGUGGCAUAUCCUCCAACCAAACAACUGACAACUGAAGAGCAAGAUUUAGUUUGGAAAUUCCGUUUUUAUCUCAGUAACCAAAAGAAGGCUCUAACCAAAUUCCUAAAAUGUGUAAACUGGAAACUGAGUGGAGAGGUACGACAGGCACUAGAUAUGCUUCAGCAGUGGACACCAAUGGAUGUGGAGGAUGCUUUAGAACUACUGAGCUCCAACUUCACUCAUCCGGCUGUACGGAGAUAUGCUGUCACACGACUGAAACAAGCUCCCGAUGAGGAACUGUUGUUGUACCUUCUCCAGCUCGUUCAGGCUCUCAAAUAUGAGAACUUUAAUGAUAUUAAAGAGGGUUAUAAUCGACUGUUUCCUGGACGAGAUACAUCCGUGUCAUCGCAUGAAGACACACAGAGUGAACGAACAGCAGUCAGGGAAACCAAAGAUCCUCAUGAAACUACAAUGAAGAAAUCUUUGAGUUUAAAUCCAACAGAACAGAGUGUGGGAUCUGAUGAUGUAUCUCCACCAGUUGCAAGAUCUAACUCCCUGCUUGACAAUUUAGUACAGAACAGUCUUCCUGCAGAGCAGCCAGAUUCAAAAUUAGAUGCUGGACAAAGAGGCCAGUGGGGAACAGAGAAAGAAGAGACUAAUCAAGAUCUGGCUACUUUUUUAAUACAAAGGGCAUGCCAGAACUCAGCUCUAGCCAACUACUUUUAUUGGUACCUUUUGAUAGAAUGUGAAGAUCAAGAGCCAGCUGUGAAACAGGACAGCAAAGUGCGUGACAUGUAUCUUACUGUCAUGAAGACAUUCUCACAGACAUUACUAAAAGGUAAUGCAGAAUGGAAAAAUCGACGGAACUUUCUGUCUAGGCAGCAGACAUUUAUAGACAAACUUGUGCGACUUGUCAAAACUGUUGCUCGAGAAAGUGGUAACAGGAAAAAGAAGACUGAACGGCUACAGGCCCUACUUGGCGAUCCAGAAGCAUUCAAGAUUAAUUUUGCAUCAUUUGAACCUCUACCAUUUCCACUUGAUCCUGAGGUGCAUAUAAAAGGAAUAAUUCCAGAAAAGGCAACACUCUUCAAGUCAGCACUGAUGCCAUCGAAAUUAACGUUCCUCACCACAGAAGAUACAGAGUAUGUAGCCAUUUUCAAGCAUGGAGAUGAUUUGAGACAAGACCAGCUCAUUCUACAAAUGAUCACUUUAAUGGACAAGCUUCUUCAAAAAGAAAAGCUAGACCUCAAACUCACACCUUACAGAGUCCUAGCUACCAGCACACGACACGGUUUUCUUCAGUACAUUGAAUCAACACCAGUAGCAGAAGUUCUUGCAACUGAGGGUAGCAUACAGAACUUCUUCAGGAAACAUCACCCAUCAGAGACUGGGCCAUUUGGCAUUGCACCAGAUGUUAUGGAAACCUACACUAGCAGUUGUGCUGGAUACAGUGUUAUCACGUACUUGCUGGGAGUUGGUGACAGACAUUUAGACAACUUACUUCUCACAACAUCUGGGAAACUGUUCCAUGUUGACUUUGGUUAUAUAUUGGGUCGAGAUCCGAAACCUCUACCACCACCCAUGAAACUGAGCAAGGAGAUGGUUGAAGCAAUGGGUGGAAUCAACUCAGAAUAUUACUACAAGUUCCGCAAGCAGUGCUAUACAGCCUUCCUUCAUUUGCGCAGAAAUUCAAAUCUGAUGUUAAACCUGUUCUCCCUUAUGGUGGAUGCAAGUGUGCCUGACAUUGCGCUGGAACCAGACAAAGCAGUAAAGAAGGUUCAGGACAAAUUGAGACUAGAUUUGGAAGAGGAGGAAGCAGUCAGCUAUAUGCAUGCAAUACUGGAUGUAUCUGUAACCGCUGUAAUGGCUGUUCUUGUUGAGCAGCUGCAUAAGUUUGCUCAGUACUGGAGGAAGUAACCAUACCACAUCCUUGUUUGGAGACCCUCUGCUUAUUCUUCAGCCUCUUGUUGAAAGGCUGAAAUUUUCUUUCCAUUGAAGAUUGAAGUAGAACUUAAGCAAGACUUACAUUGUGGUACAAAUAUAAAGAUUAUGCUGCUCAUUGUGCAUCUAUUGUUUUUUGUGACACGUGCAGAAGUGAAUGUGUUUGUGCAGAAUGUGAUUUGUGUGAAUUGUUGUAAAAAUAUAUUAUAAAUUAUAAGAGGUGUGAGGCAGUUACAGGACAGUUCCUGUCAUAGAGAUUUUUAUAUUGAAAUGUGGUAAUACUAACAUCCUUCAGUGUAUAUAAUUUAAAAUGUAAUACAGUAUUACUCUUAGUUUAAAUAAUGUGUAAUGAGGGAUGCCAUCCAUAAGAAAAAGGCUGAAGGAAGAAUAUAUUUUGUUUUGUAAAAUACAAUAGUGAAUACGUUUUUUCAGAACUAUUUUAUGAAAACAGAUGACAUAUAGAGCAGAAUGUCUUGAGUUACAAAAUUGUCCACAGUAUGGGAUUGAGCCUAGUUGAACUUCAUCUAAUGUUCCUGUUACAGAAAACAGUGUUCUGUUUAUACCUGUUUUUAAAUUAAGUCUGUGCUUGUACUGUUUAGUAGGCACACAAUUGCGGCUUUAUUUUGUUUAUAUCCUAAGUUAUAUAACAGUGCUUUCUCAACUGUAUAGGUUAUGUAGAGUUGACAGACUAUCUAGGAAGGGGAAGGAAGUACCCAGUACUGUACUGAGUUUGCAGAAAGAUGUUCCAUCAGUCUCUCCACUCCACAUCUUCCUUUAGCUGUUGUACUAUUCUCUGCAACAUACUUCCCUAUAUUCCAUUUCAGUUGCUUAACCUUUUUCUUCACAUAAAUUAUUUUAUUGAUAACCUUUGCUAGCAGCAAGCACUUAGAGCUUAUUGACAUAGGUCAGAGGAAGGCAGGAGGAGAGUACAGCAUCAGGCAGAGAUGGGAAAGCCUCAAACACCAUCCCUGUUAUCUGUAUAACUUUUUUCCAUGGCCUCAGUACUAACUUCCAUUUUUAUAUAGCAUGUCAGCUACUUUACUAGCAAUUUCAUAAUUUAAGCUUUCUCAUUUAUUAGAGGAGAAAACUUCUGUUGGAGUUUCAUCAUUACAAGACAAUUUAAAGCAUGCAAUGUGGUCUAUACACUGGUUAUGUGCACUGCACAUUUGAAUAGUACAAUCUUAACAGGAAGAAAAGAACAGAAGAAGUGGCAAAUAUUUUUGAUCUUAAAGCAGAAUAUAUCCCAUAUUUUCCAACAGCCUUUGGGGAAGGGGGGAGACAAUGUUUUGAAAGCAGGCCCAAUUUCUGACUCCAGUUAAAAGAGCAAAACAACUGUGUUGGGUCCAUAAGAUAAAAUUAAUCUCUAUCACAGUACCAAGGUAGAUGGAAAUUAGUUUGAUUUUUUGGAUUUAAUGUACUAAAACAUUUAAAUUAAUGGUUCUGAUAGUGCCAGGAUAGAAUGACACAUCCUUUGAAUGGGGCUUCUCCCUGAAAUCUAACAAAGCAGUAAAAGUUAUAUAUAAACUGUUUAGUUACACCUCUGAUGUUUUUCAUAAGUAUAGAUAUAAUGUAAAAUAUAAUAAUUUUGGGAAAUUUCAGUAAACUCAGGUAUUUCUUGUAAAAUAAAGUGAUGUCAUAUAUUUAAA
Molecule: messenger RNA, 4550 nt
Organism: Cryptotermes secundus
Lineage: Eukaryota; Metazoa; Arthropoda; Insecta; Blattodea; Kalotermitidae
Gene: Pi3K59F
Product: phosphatidylinositol 3-kinase catalytic subunit type 3
Exons: 18
Coding region: 88-2880 (930 amino acids)
Biological process (GO): phosphatidylinositol-3-phosphate biosynthetic process; endocytosis; autophagy of peroxisome
Cellular component (GO): membrane; phosphatidylinositol 3-kinase complex, class III, type I; endosome
Molecular function (GO): 1-phosphatidylinositol-3-kinase activity
Source: RefSeq, a predicted model, not a curated record